AUGUCCACGGAUUCUCCCAUGGAAGUGACCAAGGAUGAUGGACCGGCCAUCGAAGGCAAACCGGACAACCGACGUGCCUCUGUACGGUCGCGUCGGAAGAAGGGCGACGACACCAACACCACCACCGAUACUCCUCCAAAACCUAAAAAAGAACCGAAAGAAAAGCAAACUCGAGCAACUCGUCGCAGAAAGAAUUCUAACACUCCUGCCGCCCCUCGCAAGAAAGUCAAGCAGGAGCAAUCAGAAGAAGCCACACCCGCGGCGCCAGCACCUGCGACGGCAAACCCUCGGAGUCCUCCCCAAUCACAACCAACACAGCAAUCACAACCCCAACCUCCACCACAACCUCAAUCUCAACCUGUCCUGACGCCUCCGCAACCUGCUCCUGUUGCCUCGGCGCCCCCGGCGCCGACUUAUACAAGCCCUCAUCCUGCACCGGCCGCAACACCCAACUAUGCCUUGUCACAACCAUAUUCACAACCGUCGCAACCUCCACCCCAGUCGACUCAACCUGCCCCGCAACGCACCAGUGGUCAAAACUUCGAUCCGAUUAGAUCGGCCUUUGACAAUCCCUCUCCAGCACCAGCCUAUAGUCCGACGCAUGCCAAGUCGCCGCAACCUAAUUAUCGUGCAAGCGCGUCACCCGCGAUCUCCAGCAUCAUUGACCCACCCGCCCAAAAUGCCCGCAUAUACACUCCACUGCCGCGCUCAUCCUCGGCUCAUGUUUCCGCUGUGUCCUCCCCAGUGCCAACGCCUACAUACCCAUCAUUAGGACCGUCGGCGCUACCCGCGUCGUCACCGUCGCAUGGACCGGGCCAGGUACCACCGGUACUACAAUCUUCCAGCCAUUAUAGCACUCCCUACCCGCCAUCAGAGCAACGUCCAUACCAUUCACAACCUCCGACAUUAGAGUUGUCACCACCGGCCUUGCAGCAACAGCAGCAGAAACCACAAGUGCAGCCGCAGCCCCAGGUCCAGGCCCAGUCGCAGCCCCAACCCCCGCAACCACAAACCCCAGCGCAGAAGUCUACGCCACAACGACCAACUCAACAAGAUGAUGCAAUGGAGAUUGACUCCAAGCCGGUAAAAGAACAGCCGGUGCCGAGUGCAAAAAAAGAAAAGGGUGCUGCGACGGCUUCUUCAUCGAAAGCUCCAUCUCCCAAGCCGGCGCGCGCAGCCAAGGAAACUCCACAGCUCCCACAAGGAUCUGGCUUAAUAACCAAUGCGCUGUUCGGUAUGGGAGGCGACGAUUCUUCCAAGUCACCCGACUCGCGCACUACCCCCAACAUAGUGGUGCACAUCCCGCUGUCAAAGGGCAACCAGAUCAUCAAUUUUGCGCAGCUGGCAGAAGAACAGUACGGCUUUGCUGCCUUGCAUCCUCGUUUAGCGGCUCAUAAAGAUCGCCUCGCCCGUGUGGCUGCCGCUGGUGCUGCAUUGGAGCGAAAUGAGAAGGGAUUGACCGAAAGUGCGGAUGAGGACUUGAGUCUCGAGGUAGACCGCGACAGCGACGUGGAUGGAGAUGUCACCAUGAGUGGUCCGGGAACUGGCACUAACGGUGUGACUUCGGACGCCGGGGACGGCAAGAAGAAACGACGCAAGAAGGUCGAAGAGUACGAUCGGGAUGAUCCUUUUGUAGACGACACGGAGAUGGCGUGGCAGGAACAGGCUGCGGCCAGUAAAGAUGGAUUCUUUGUGUACAGUGGCCCACUGGUGCCAGAGGGGGAGAAGGUCCAGGUGGAACGUGCGGAUGGAACGAUCAAGCGCGGUCGAGGACGUGGCCGUGGUGCGGGUCGCGGCAGAGCAUUGGCUUCACAUCCCCAUGUCGCCAUCGCUGCUGCUGUGCCCAUCUCACAGGAUACCGGUCUGCCUCUCCGUGGGCCCGGUUCAAGAGGAGGCACCUCGCGCAGGCCACGAGGAGCUAAGAAGGCCGAUCAGGGUGAUAAGGGCACCCCUGACCGAAAUGGCACUACUGCAUCUGCGGCCCAUGAAGGUCGCGGUGGCCGUGCAGGAGGCGCUGCGGGAUCCGGCCGUGGGGGAAGUUCUGCCAGCACUCGUGGUGGUAAAUCUAGCUCGAUGAUGAGCUUGAUGGAUAUGGCAUCCUCGCCUUUGUCCAACCCCACUCCGAAUAUCACCCCUGUCCCGGGCCCGAGUCCUUUGGCUGGACCGGAGUUGGUUAUGAAAUAG
Penicillium pulvis is the source of this 2184-nucleotide messenger RNA. RefSeq lists its product as uncharacterized. The record is from RefSeq and is a predicted model, not a curated record. The transcript has 2 exons. NCBI's taxonomy places the organism in Eukaryota, Fungi, Ascomycota, Eurotiomycetes, Eurotiales, Aspergillaceae. The coding region runs from base 1 to 2184 and encodes 727 amino acids.